AUGGAUGAACCAAUUGCCAUUGUCGGGGUAGCAUGUCGCCUUGCCGGCGAGGUUUCGUCUCUGGACUCUCUAUGGGACAUGAUCAGUAAGGUCAAGACCGGCCAUGGGCCAGUUCCUGGUGAUAGAUGGAAUAGCAGCCGUUGGUACCAUCCUGACCCUGACCGUAAGGGUGGAAUCAGUCCACGACAUGGAUACUUCCUACAGCAAGACAUCAGCCAGUUUGACGCCCCUUUUUUCUCGGUAACGGCCAGAGAGGCUGCCGCCAUGGACCCAAUGAAGAGACUGUUGCUCGAAGUAACUUAUGAAAGUAUCGAGAAUGGAUUUGAGAUUCUGAUUGAUGCUGACGGUGACGCAGCUGGAAUCCUGGUUGAGGAUUUGAUGAACAGCCGCACGGGUUGCUACGUUGGCUGCAUGACAAACGACUAUGAGAUGCUCUCCUUGCAUGAUAUCUACGACAUUGGACAUCCGGCAGCAACAGGUCUAAGCGAAGCCAUGAUUGCUAAUCGUGUCUCCUGGUUCUUUGGUCUCAAGGGUCCCAGUUUGACGCUUGACACCGCUUGCAGCUCGUCAUUGUAUACCCUUCACCUUGCCUGUCAGUCGCUUAGGUUGAAGGAAACCAACAUGUCGCUUGUGGCUGGGGUUAACCUGAUAAUUAACCCCAAUACAAUGCACCAGUUCAAUGCAUUGCACAUGCUCAGCCCUGAUGGCAUCUCACACACGUUUGAUGACCGCGCCAAUGGCUAUGGCCGUGGAGACGGUAUUGGUGUUCUGGUCGUCAAGCGCCUGUCAGAUGCUAUUCGAGACGGCGACACCAUCCGCGCUGUCAUUCGUGGUACUGGAGCUAACGCCAACGGCAAAACCCCUAGUAUCACACAGCCAAGUUCCGAGGCACAGGCCGAACUGAUCAAUCAAACUUAUCAGGAUGCAGGCUUGGAUCAGUCGGAGACGGACUAUUUCGAAUGCCACGGGACGGGGACGCCGGUUGGCGAUCCUCUUGAACUAGCUGCUAUUGCCUCGACCAUCGGUGCAGCAAGGCGUACGGCUGGAAAAACACCUCUCUAUAUCGGCGGUAUCAAGCCUUCAGUCGGUCAUACUGAGGGAUGUGCUGGCCUGGCCGGAGUCUUCAAAGCAAUCCUGCUGCUUGAAAAGGGGAUGCUUGUCCCCACGUACGGCGUCGAACGCGUGAAUCCCAAACUGAAGCUGAGCGAGUGGCAUCUUGCUCUUCCGCACAAUAUCCUCAGAUGGCCUUCACCAGGGCCGCGGCGUGUCAGUGUCAACUCAUUCGGGUUCGGCGGUGCAAACGCUCACGCUAUUCUGGAUGACGCUUAUCACUACCUCCAAGAAAGGGGUCUGGCUGGUAGGCACAACACCGUCGUACACGAUGAUUACUCGGCUUCAGAUGCGGGCCUUCUUCGGGAUGCACCAGUCGAAGAUGACACAGCCAAACAGCUGUUUCUCUUCAGCAGCAAAGACCAGACUGGGGCCAAUCGUGUGUCUGGGAGCUUAAACGCAUGGCUGCAAAGCGAUUUAAGAGACAAGCCUUGCCCGCGCCUGCUGGAGAAUCUUGCAUACACACUCGCACUGCGCCGCACACAUCUGGAACACAGAACUUUUGCGAUUGCAAGCUCCCUAUCAGAGCUCGCUGAACGACUAUCGCAAGGGUUGCCUACAGCCACUCGAUCACAGCGCCAUGGAGAUAAUCUAGUCAUGGUAUUCACUGGCCAAGGUGCGCAGUGGCCUGCUAUGGGACUGGAGCUGUUCGAGAAUCCCAUAUUUCGCCAAAGCAUCCAUGAUUCACAAUCUCGCCUCGAGGCUUUGGGCUGCCGGUGGAAUGCAAUCGAAGAGCUGACCAAGGCGCCCAACCCGAACAUCGACCGUCCAGAGUACAGCCAGCCCCUCUGCACAGUGGUCCAGGUCGCCCUGGUCGACCUCCUUCGCUUCUGGAAGAUCUCACCCACUGCCACAAUCGGACACUCUAGUGGUGAGAUUGCUGCCGCAUACGCUGCAUCGCUUCUAAGCCAUCACGAUGCAAUAAAGCUGGCCUACGUCCGAGGCCAAAGCUCUGCCGUUGUCUCCAAGCAAGGUGCAAUGAUGGCUGCUGGGAUUUCUCCACAUGAUGCCCAGGUAUACCUAGAGAAAGUAUCUCUCGGAUCUGCGGUCGUGGCCUGUGUGAACAGCCCAUCCAGUGUGACGUUCUCCGGCGACGUCGAUGCUAUCAACCAGCUAGAGUCCCUGAUCUCUAGUGACGGUAAAUUUGCCCGCAAACUGAAGGUCACUACCGCCUACCACUCUCCUCACAUGCGCGAGGUUUCGUCGCAAUAUCUUGAGAUGAUUGGUGAAAUAUCACCGAGACAGAGAGAUGAGACGAACAGCAGCAGCAGGAAUAGCCCUGUAAUGUACUCAUCCCUUACUGGGUCCAUGGUUUCCUCCGUUAAAGAGCUGAACGCCCAGUACUGGGUUAACAAUAUGCAGAAUCCUGUCCAAUUCUCACAGGGUCUCCUGGCAUUACUGAAACAUAAGAAUGUGGCGCCAGGGGGUACUACUCGCCCGGUAGCGGUACACUGGGGAGGCUUUCUCGAGGUUGGUCCUCAUGCGACUCUUCAAGGGCCGUUACGACAGGUCAUCGAUGCAAGUAAUAACAAAUUCGCCAAGUCAGCACCUUAUGUCUCGAUGCUUGUUCGUGGUAAAAACGCAAUGGAAACAUCCUUGAAUGCUGCAGGAGUACUUUGGGCUGCUGGUUGCAAGGUUGAUAUGCGUGCAGUCAACCAACACCCAAACACGGCCAACAUGCUUUGCAACUUGCCCUCUUACCCCUGGAAUCAUACAAGACGCUUCUGGCACGAAUCUUAUUCAUCACGCUCUUAUCGCUUCCCUUCCCAUGAGCGCAGUGACUUUCUGGGCAUGCCAGAAGAUUCCCAGAACAGCCACGAGCCACGAUGGAGAAACUACCUGCGCAUAUCCGAAAACCCCUGGAUUGAAGACCAUACAAUCACGGGAACGGUACUGUACCCAGGGGCAGGGAUGCUUGUGAUGGCAUUGGAAGGCGUACUGCGCACUGCCGACUCCUCCAAGGCAGUCAAGGGUUUCCAGAUGAGCGAUGUCAUGUUCGAGCGUGGGUUGAUGAUAUCCCUAGAUGACGGCUCGCCUGUCGAGACCCGUAUAAGUUUUCAUCCACACAGUAUCAAACCCGACUCGUGGACCUUCACGGUCUUCUCAAUGACCAAGGGCUCGUCGUGGGCGAAACACUGUUCUGGAUCCGUUGCUCUCAUAUAUGAGAAGGCGAGCGAGGUUGAAGACGGCCGUUUGGAUGAUGCUCUAUGGCAAGGACAACUGGAUAUACAUAAGUCUCUGCUCUCUGAAGCGGAUUCUGUGGCCAUCAAUGUUGAUGAAUUCUAUAAAAACCUGGACACUAUCGGCAUGCGGUACGGUCCAACAUUCCGUAAUGCGGUAUCUCUCACGGCAGUGCCAUCUAUGAAAGCUUCCUACGGAUCCGUAGCAGUUCCAGAUACCAAGUCGACAAUGCCUAAACAUCAUGAAUCCUCACAUGUCAUUCACCCGGCAACCAUGGACUCAAUCUUCCACAUCAUGCUUGCUUCCCUUAAUACCGGCCAGCCAUUGAAACAAGCGGCAGUGCCUUAUAGCAUCGAAGAGAUUUACAUAGCCCGUGAUCAACCAAAGGAGUCUGGAACGCUCUAUUCCGGCCAUAGUCGUUUGCUGUCGCGGGGCGGCCAUGAGAUCACGGCUGAACUGUUCGUUUCUGAUCAGGAGUGGGCAAAACCAAAGCUUACUGUCAAGAAUUUUGUCCUUCGUCAAGUUACGUCUGAAGACGGCCCUGAAACAGCUGAUACUACAUCGUCUGGGGACAUCAAAAACUGCGCGAGGAUCACCUGGAUUCCUGAUCUUGCAUUCUUGACUAGCAACAAGGAUCUUACGAAGCUAGUAUCGUCCAAAGAGACGGACACUUUGAUGGACGCCUUGCUAGACCCCGUGUUCCUCAAGACGUCGAAUAACACCGUCCUUGUUGCAAUGUUUGAUGAGUCGGAAUCUAGCCUUGACAUCCUCCUUCGCCUCAAGAGCCGAACAUAUGGGCCUAAAAAGAUCAUUGCCCUGGCUUCAUCAGAGCCUGGAGGGCGGUUGAUGCGAGCCACACUCGGCGAAAGUACCGAAAACAUGACCAUCACCUACCGAUGGCUACCGGAAAAGGAACUCCUUCAGACGCUGGCGCCAGAAGCUAAUGAUCUCAUUAUCGGAUUGGGAGUUCCUGACAUUGCGAAGAACGCUGCCACGCUUGCAAAGCUGGCACCGCUGGCCUGCCUUACCUAUACUCGCCAACCAGACGAAGUUGACAUUGUUGUGCAAGGUAGCAAGCGUGUUGGCCACUUUUUAGGAGAUUCAACUUCCGUUCUGUUCGCAUCAAGCACAAAUUCACCCUCUGCUGAGCUUCCCGACUCUGUUGUGCUUCUCUUGCCCGCAUCGCCAUCCGACCCCCUUUUUACGUUUGCCGCAACAAUCCAGACCAAGCUUGAAAGCUCAGGGGUGUCAGUGGCAAGAACAAAUCUGACCCCUAGACGUGUGGCUUCACUUAACGGACAGACUGUCAUUUCUCUCCUCGAAUUUGACAAUCCACUAGUAUAUAAUUGGGAUGAAGACCAGUUCAACGCAUUCAAGAAGCUCGUCUCCACGGUUGGGCAUCUUUUCUGGAUUACCCACGGGAGUGUGCUUGAUAGUUGGUUAAACGGUGUUGAAUUCGCAGCAAGCCAGGGCUUGUUCCGAGUCAUGCGCAACGAAUAUCCAAUUGCAAACUUGCCAUCUCUAGACCUGUCUGCAGCUGCUGAUGUUUCCAGUAUCCAAUACAUAGACCUAGUUCUCAAAGUUUGGAGAGCGUCUCUGGCCGAUGAUGCAGAAACGGAGUAUGCUGAAGCCAACGGCAUGGUUUAUAUUCCCCGAGCCGUAGAGGAUGCUGGCUUCGAUUAUGAACUGCAAUUAGCAAACAAUACGGCAAAACCGAUCUGGUCUACCCUUGGGGCUCCGGGGAAGCCCCUGAAAGCGAGCAAGUCUGCGAACGUCCAAGGUUACAUCUGGACCCCAGACAAGAAUACUGAAUUACCACUCCAAGCAGGUGAAAUUGAAGUAAAAGUUGAGUAUGCUGGGCUUGGAAUAGGCAAUACAAUGCAUUCUGUUCGCCAUGCUGUCGGCGUUGUUACUCGCCGAGCCGACUCAGCCAAAGCAUUUAAGCUUGGCCAACGAGUCAUUAUUUUCUCCCACGAUGCUGCUAGGACUCAUGUCCGUCAAUCCGAGGCCCUGGUUGCACCACUUCCCGAAGGCCUUGGGUCGCAGGAAGCUGUUGUGCUUGUAGAGCCGUUAAUAACUGCGCAAUAUACGCUUGUCGAAAUGGCCCAUCUAAAAUGUGGCCAGGCAUUACUGCUCGACAAUGCAGCAAGUGCAAUCGGACAGGCCCUGAUACUAGUUGCCAAAGCUGUCGGUGCCGACGUCUUUGCCCUAGUCCAUAGCAUAGAAGGGCGAGAUAUAAUCUCUGACAAAUUUGAGAUCCCUACUGACCACAUAUUUGAUUCAAAUUUGGAUAAUUUUGUACCACUCAUACGAAGUGCUACCAACAAUCACGGCGUCGACGUUGCUGUCAGCCAGCAAUCGGGCGCACAUGUCACCGGAGCCAUGUCGGUUCUAAGCGAAUUUGGCCAAUUUAUCGAUAUCAAUAGUACAAGCACCAAAGAUCUACUUCUGGCCUCAAAAGCCAAUAUGACUCUCACUCGCAUCAACAUGGCUGCGGUAAUGAAAGACAGACCAAGUAUUAUCAGCAAGCUAUUCCAGCAAGCCUUCAAUAAAUACACCCUCCAGGGUCCUUCUCCGCUGACGGUGCUGCCUGUUACUAAUCUUUCCGCUUCGGUAAACAGCAUCCAGGCCGAACAUGUUGCCGUGUCGUUAAAUAAUGCAAGCCCCGUGCUCAUGGCCGCAGCCCCAUCCCAGGAACUGAAGCUUGACAGUGAAGCAAUAUAUGUGCUGGCUGGUGGCCUAGGCGCACUUGGCUUAGACAUUGCCAGCUGGAUGGUCGAUUAUGGUGCCAGGAACCUGGUAUUCCUAUCUCGAUCAGGAGGGUCAAAGAAUCAAGGUGAUCUACAGAAGCUCACUGAGCGUUCUGUACAUGCUGAAGCGCUCAAGUGCAACGUCAACGAUGCUGCCAGCGUUGCCAUAGUAUUCGACAACCUCAAAGCCAGUGGUAGGAGGAUUGCCGGAGUGAUCCAAUUAGCCAUGGUACUCGAAGACGGAAUUUUCGAGAAUAUGUCCUUUGCGCAGUGGCGUCGUGCGAUUGAACCCAAGACUAAAGGCUCACGAAACCUCCUGGCGAACAUCUGGCCUGGUGACAAACCCUUCUUCAUUCUGUUGUCGUCCAUCACCGGUAUUAUCGGCAACACGGCGCAAGCAAACUACGCUUCUGGAAACACUUUUGAGGAUGCGUUAGCACAACAUGCCCGCUCCCACCUCGGCAUCCACGCUACUAGCAUUGACGUCGGCUUGGUCUCUGAUUCCUCGCAUUUUACGACUGCCGGUGAGUUUGGUGACCUCGCCGGUUAUCUUAGCAGAUACCAGCAUGGCUGGCGCGGCCUACAGACGAACCUCAAAGAGCUCGGCGUAGUCAUACGAGCUAUCAUGCGAUCCUCUACCACGAUGGAGCGGAGUGCACCCGCCCAGGUAGUGCUGGGUCUUGGUGACCACAUUGAGUGCAACGAAAGCACCGGAGGCUUCUCGAGGGACAAGAAAUUCGAGCUCCGCAUCGUCAAGGCCGGAAACCGGGCCAGUGACGACAAUGUGACGCAAGAUGUCGGCAUUCGCUUAUCCAAUGCGACUAGUAUGGCAGAGGCUACAGCGGUUGUAGAAGAGAAUAUCAAGGACCUGGUCGCUGCGGCCAUGGGUGUCUCUGUGGAAGAGAUAGAUCCUCAAAAGCCUCUAUAUGACUAUGGUGUUGAUUCGCUACAGGCCGUCGAGAUUCGAAAUCGCGCCCUAAAGAACAUGAAAAGUGAUAUUUCGGUCUUUGAUAUUCUUAGUGCUAUGCCGUUGGCUGGUGUAGCGGCCAAGAUUGCAGCCAAUAGUCAAUUGUUCAAAGCCAUUGUAGACGAGUCAGUAUACGGAGUAUAA
Messenger RNA from Microsporum canis CBS 113480, 7152 nucleotides. RefSeq names its product PKSN polyketide synthase for alternapyrone biosynthesis. Gene Ontology annotation, biological process: secondary metabolite biosynthetic process; fatty acid biosynthetic process. NCBI's taxonomy places the organism in Eukaryota, Fungi, Ascomycota, Eurotiomycetes, Onygenales, Arthrodermataceae. Gene Ontology annotation, molecular function: 3-oxoacyl-[acyl-carrier-protein] synthase activity; oxidoreductase activity; phosphopantetheine binding. The record is from RefSeq and is a predicted model, not a curated record. The coding region runs from base 1 to 7152 and encodes 2383 amino acids. The transcript is spliced from 5 exons.